Molecule: messenger RNA, 1630 nt
Organism: Anopheles funestus (African malaria mosquito)
Lineage: Eukaryota; Metazoa; Arthropoda; Insecta; Diptera; Culicidae
Product: tetra-peptide repeat homeobox protein 1-like
Exons: 6
Coding region: 1-1407 (468 amino acids)
Source: RefSeq, a predicted model, not a curated record
AUGGCUACCGGAACGGGUGCCGGACGAUCAAUCGGCACUGGAUAUGGCUUUUCAACCGGGACAGCAUACGGUCUCGGAAUAGCCACCGGAUACGGACGAUCUACCGGAACUGUUACCAACGAGGCGGCACACCUUUUAAUCGGAACGUUCAAUCGCGAAUUGAUCGCUAACGAUCCGAUGGUCCGAAAUCUUAUACAAACCACAAAGGAGACUUGCGCACCUUGUGACUUCCAGCCUGGUCCAGGACGGGCUACCUGUACGGCACUGGAGAUGGAACGCGCAGCUUCCGCGUUGAUCGCGUACCGUAAGGUUGGUUGGCAGUUUCAUAUAAAAAUACUAAGCCGGUACAGUUUCGACAGUAGAUCAGUGGCACAGUUCGCGGUGUUUGGAAGGUUCACUUCUUUGCAGUGUGCAUUAGACGACAUGAAAUCGGCCAAACUGUUUUGCGUUCUUUUCGUCCUUGCGAUCGCAAGGGUGCACGGUGCAGCUCAGCAAGAAGGUGCCGAACAUCAGAAGCGUGCUAUUGGGCAUGGUUACGGGUUGGGAUUAGGGCUGGGAGCAACGGCCUAUGGAACAACGGCACUGGCAGCACCGGCACUAGCUGCACCGGCACUAGCUGCAUAUGGAGCACCGUUGGCGGCACCCAUCGGCGGACCAAUCAUCGGAUCAUCGAUUGGUGCAUCGAUUGCACCGACAUUCGCCGGACCAAUCGGACUACCGGCCGGUCCAAUCGGACUACCGGCCGGUCCAAUCGGACUACCAGCCGGCCCAAUCGGACUACCGGCCGGACCGUUCAUUGGUGGAGGAUUUGCACCGGCAGUCAUUCCAGCACCCGGUCCAGUGUUUGCACCGGCACCACCAACAGUGGCCGUUGCACCGACGGUAACGCGUAACAUUUUGACCACCGUACAACAACCCGUCCCGGUACCGUACCCACAACCCGUCCCCGUCGAUCGACCCGUACCCGUGCCGGUGCACGUGACCGUUCCCGUCGAUCGUCCCGUACCCGUACCACACCCAGUACCCGUUCCCGUACACGUGCCACGUCCCUAUCCGGUUCCGGUGCCUCAACCAUACCCAGUAACCGUUACGCGAACCGUGGGUGUACCAGUGCCACAACCAUACCCAGUGCAUCAUGCCGUACCGGUGCCCCAACCCAUCCCCGUACCACAGCCCGUACCGGUGCCGCAGCCCGUUCCCGUACCGCAUCCGGUUGCUGUGCCACAUCCGGUGGUGGUACCGGCACCAGUACCGACGCUUCCCAUCGCACCGUUACCGGCCUACGGUUACGGUGGAUUUCUGCCUUCCUAUGGCAAGGUGUACGGUGGUGGCAUAACGCUGCAAAAGGUGUACACCGGUCACAGUCACGGGCUUGGUUUGUUGGGGUUGAAAAAGUAUCUCGGUUAAGGCUCGGUGCCGGAAAGGAGACGGAUGAUCGGUAGUCAUUUCGCGGUGUCAUAAUGUGUUUUGCGGAAAUGGUUCUAGGACUGUUUGUAAGAUGAUUGUUACUGAUUUUACGGGGGUGAGUUGUGAGAAGGGGGGAAAAACAUUCUACCAAGGGUGAUGCAUUGUUGAUAAAGUAGUAUCACAACAAAGUGAGUGUUCAUAUAUUUACCAUAUUAAUAAAAUA